This is a messenger RNA of Microthlaspi erraticum, 2118 nucleotides long. NCBI's taxonomy places the organism in Eukaryota, Viridiplantae, Streptophyta, Magnoliopsida, Brassicales, Brassicaceae. The record is from the annotation of a GenBank genome assembly.
AUGGAAGAGACCUUUGUUCCGUUUGAGGGUAUCAGAAAAGAUCUCAAAGGAAGAUUAAUGUGCUACAAACAAGACUGGACCGGAGGAAUCAAAGCUGGAUUUAGGAUUUUGGCUCCUACCACUUACAUAUUCUUCGCCUCUGCGAUUCCUGUUAUUUCAUUCGGCGAACAACUGGAACGAAGCACUGAUGGAGUUCUCACGGCUGUUCAGACACUGGCAUCUACAGCCAUUUGCGGAAUCAUUCACUCUAUCAUCGGAGGCCAGCCUCUGCUAAUACUCGGAGUUGCAGAGCCAACUGUAAUUAUGUACACUUUCAUGUUUAACUUUGCAAAAGGAAGACCUGAAUUGGGACGCAAUCUGUUCUUGGCUUGGUCUGGAUGGGUUUGUGUUUGGACUUCGUUGAUUCUGUUUGUGUUGGCGAUAUGUGGAGCUUGUUCUAUAAUCAACAGAUUCACUAGAGUAGCUGGAGAAUUGUUUGGACUUCUUAUAGCUAUGCUCUUCAUGCAAGAAGCCAUCAAAGGACUAGUUGAUGAAUUUCGCUCUCCUGAGAGAGAGAAUCUGAAGCUUCUGGAGUUUUUACCUUCCUGGAGAUUUGCAAAUGGGAUGUUUGCUUUAGUUCUCUCCUUUGGUCUCCUUAUAACUGCACUUAGAAGCAGAAAAGCCAGAUCAUGGAGAUAUGGAACAGGCUGGCUUAGAAGCUUAAUAGCUGACUAUGGUGUGCCACUCAUGGUUCUGGUGUGGACCGGUGUCUCCUACAUCCCAACAGGAGAUGUUCCAAAAGGAAUCCCUCGGCGUCUUUUUAGCCCAAAUCCUUGGUCCCCUGGUGCUUAUGGGAAUUGGACCGUCGUAAAUGAGAUGCUUCAAGUUCCAAUUUUCUACAUAAUUGGAGCAUUCAUUCCUGCAACAAUGAUUGCAGUUCUUUACUACUUCGACCAUAGCGUAGCGUCACAGCUUGCGCAGCAGAAAGAGUUCAAUCUGAGAAAACCAUCUUCUUACCACUAUGAUCUUCUUCUUCUUGGGUUCCUGACCUUAAUGUGUGGUCUACUUGGAAUCCCUCCAUCAAAUGGAGUCAUCCCUCAAUCACCAAUGCACACCAAGAGCCUAGCAACACUAAAAUAUCAGCUGCUUCGGAACAGACUAGUUGCAACUGCACGGAGAAGCAUCAAGCAGAAUGCGAGUUUAGGACAGUUGUAUGGAAACAUGCAAGAUGUUUAUAAUCAAAUGCAGACUCCAUUAGUAUACCAGCAGCCUCAAGGUCUCAGAGAGCUGAGAGAGUCAACAAUCCAAUCCACAACAUUCACAGGAAACCUCGAUGCGCCAGUGGAUGAAACUCUGUUUGAUAUAGAGAAAGAGAUUGAUGAUUUAUUGCCAAUAGAAGUCAAAGAACAGAGAGUAAGCAACCUGCUUCAAGCAAUAAUGGUUGGAGGAUGUGUUGCAGCUAUGCCUAUCCUCAAAAUGAUCCCUACAUCAGUCCUUUGGGGCUACUUCGCCUUCAUGGCAAUCGAAAGCUUACCCGGAAACCAGUUCUGGGAAAGAAUCUUACUUCUCUUCACAGCCCCAAGUCGUCGAUUCAAGGUUCUUGAAGACAACCACGCGACAUUCGUGGAAACUGUUCCAUUCAAAACGAUUGCAAUGUUCACCAUUUUCCAAACAACUUAUCUUCUAAUCUGCUUUGGUCUCACAUGGAUCCCACUCGCUGGAGUUAUGUUCCCUCUAAUGAUCAUGUUUCUAGUACCUGUAAGGCAAUAUCUCCUCCCAAGGUUCUUCAAAAGUGCUCAUCUUCAAGACUUAGACGCAGCAGAGUAUGAAGAAGCACCCGCUGUUCCAUUCAAUGUCGCAGUAGCGGAAGCUGAGAUGGGAUCAACGGCUUCGUAUCCAUGUGAUUCUGAGAUUCUUGAUGAGUUUAUUACAAGAAGCAGAGGAGAGUUUAGACACACAUGUAGUCCUAAGGCUACUAGUUCAACUUCAACGCCGGUUUAUAAUCGGCAACUGUCUCAAGUGUUUAGUCCAAGAGUGAAUGAAUUGAGAAGUGAAAUGAGUCCAAGGCUCGCUGGAAAAGGCCAAAGUAGUCCAAAGCCGAGCCCUUUAAACCCAUCUUCGUCUUCGCCGUCAAAGUGA